Triticum turgidum subsp. durum (durum wheat) is the source of this 1137-nucleotide messenger RNA. NCBI's taxonomy places the organism in Eukaryota, Viridiplantae, Streptophyta, Magnoliopsida, Poales, Poaceae. The record is from the annotation of a GenBank genome assembly.
AUGGCGCUCGUCUCCGCGCCCGCGCCCGCCGCGGUGUGGACGGCUGUGUCGCCGCCGGCCGAGGCGAACGGGAGCUCCGACAGGAAGAAGAAGUCGGUGCCCCUCCUUUUUACCCUUUUCGGCAAAAUUUGGAUUUCGCCCCCGAUUUCCUCUUUUGUUAUUGUGUGUGUUUUGCUUCUGGGUCACAAUGUUCUGAAUUAUGUGGCUGUGACCCAUGUUAUAACAAGCCUAUUCAUGGUGUUCAACAGAAUACACCACCAGGCUUGCCUUUGCAAGUUGUUCGACCAGCAGAGGCUGGUCAAAAUUCAACGGUAUAAAUCUUGUUCAAACAUGACAUGGAAUUUGCAAGAUACCAAAUGGACUUUUUUAGAAGAAAAUGCACUUGCAAAAAGUCAGGCUGCCUUAAGAAAUACUGUGACUGCUACCAGGGAGGGGCAGGAUGCUCCAUCAACUGUAAAUGCGAUGAUUGUAAAAACCCAUAUGGGAAAAAAGUGUUUACAACUGGCUAUAUGGUGUUACGUUGGUGUCAUUUUGGAUGGUAAAAGUAUUCUUGCCACACCCACACCCGGACCCACUCCGAUUGAAAGGAAUGGAACGGAAGUUAUCUCAAGUGAUGAUGACGACGACGAUGAAGAUGAUUAUUACAUGAAUCGUCCACUGUCCCCUAUCCCCCCGUCUCCAGUAUCCCGAGAGUCUUCAUUCCAACAGGAGACUCUAGUGGGCGUUGAAGUUCACACUGUGAAUGGGCACCUGUACCCGAAACCGCUGACCCAGGUGCGUCCAGAGACAUGGCAGCUCUCGAGGAGGCCUGCCGAGGAAGCACGGGGAGAACAAUGGCGCUACAUGAGGAGGCCCAGCGAGGACGGAACAUCCGAUGCUAUGGAAGGACACGCAGACCCCAAGUUUCAUCAUCAGAGAGACAACAACAACAGUAAACAGCGAGAGAGCCCUGCUGACAACAGGUUCAGCAUCCCGCGGUGCAUUGAGGUGAUGAACGGCAUGGCGGACCUCUCGCCGGUGGACAAGUCGCUCGCCCCGGACGUCUUCUUGGAUCCAAGCAACCGGGAGAUUUUCCUGUCGCUGAGUGUAGAUAUCCGGACCAUGUGGCUGAAGCGUAAGAUGAGGAGCCUUGUGUAG